UGAAGUUAACCAGCUGAGCUGAAAUCAUCUCUACAUACAGCUGUUUCCACAGAGACUGGUCAAUCUGAUCGAAUUAAAAAUAAUAAUAAAGAAGGAAGGAGAUAAAAAAUCUGCUGAUCUUUAGGUAAUCCUGAGACAUACACGGAAACAUGACGCCAACAGGAGACUCCAGUAGCCAUCAUACCGAUUCCAGUACAUCUGAUCCUCUUAGCAAUUCUUCACAAAUAAAGAAAGAACUUCACACUCGCUCAGACCAAGGAAAGACUAUUACUUCUUCGAAUAAACUCCAAACCGAAAAGCGCACAGACUCAUCAGAGAAGCCGUAUCACUGCUCAGAGUGUGGGAAGCGUUUCAGUUACAUGACCUCUAUACGAGCACACCGGCUCAUCCACACAGGAGAGAAACCGUUCGUCUGCUCACAGUGCGGGAGAAGUUUCAGACAGAAGGGUAAUCUCACAGCACACCAACGGCUUCACACCAAAGAGAUGCCGUAUCGCUGCUCAGAGUGCGGAGAGAGCUUUAAACAUAGGUCGACUUUACAGGAACAUCAGACCGUUCACUCGGGGAAGAUGCUCUAUUGUUGCUCGCUGUGCGGAAAAGGUUUUAACAGAGAAAGCAAUUUUGUAAGACACCAGCACGUUCAUACAGGGGAGAAAUCACAUCACUGUUUACAAUGUAAAAAGAGCUUUAGUCUGUUAAGUACUCUCCAACGACAUCAGCGUGUUCACACAGGAGAGAAGCCGUAUCACUGCUCUGAGUGCGGGAGGAGUUUUAAGUACAAGACGACUCUUAAGGAGCAUCAGAGCAUUCAUUCAGGAGAGAGGCUUCAUUAUUGCUCGAUGUGCGGAAAGGGUUUUAAUCGAGAGAGUCAAGUUCGAAGACACCAGAGCGUUCAUACAGGAGAGAAAACGUAUCACUGUUUACCAUGUGGAAGGAGCUUCAGUCUGUUAAGUAGUCUCCAACAACACGAACGCGUCCACAAUGGAGAUAAGCCGCAUCGCUGCUCCCAGUGCGGAAAGUGUUUUAGUCUGUCAAGUAGUCUCAAACGACACCAGCGCGUUCACACAGGAGAGAAGCCAUUUCGCUGCUCACAGUGUGGGCAGGGCUUUGACCUGUCGAAAGCUCUCCGAAAACACCAACUCAUUCACGCAGCAUAGGAGCCAUAUCACUUUUCGGAUUGUCAAGAAGUCAAAGUUGUCUCAAAGUUAACAUCAAGUUACUUACCCUUACAUGUUGGUAAUUCAGUGCAACUUUCUUAAAGAUCCAAAUUGUGUUUGCGGAUAUCCAAACGCUUCUGCAUACGCUCUUCAGUGAGUUGUUUUGGCACCAGGUACACCCCCAGACCACAAAAAAAUCUAAUCACUGCACGCUGCUUUUCUUUCGUGCAAAGCACAAGUGGCGCAUACAUUUUCGCAGUUGAUGAACUGAUGUAAUGUGUUUCAAAAAUGAACCGAUGUAACUCACUGCACAACGGAAAGCGCUGAUAAGACCGUGUGACUUUAUUAUAAGUGCGGACUCAGUAAACAUAAUUUGAUGAAGCAAUAUCAGUAUUUGAUGUGACCAUGCUUUAAGGACCCUUUUAGUCUCAGGUACAAUUUACCUUUUAUAUGAAAUUUAGUGAUUGUUGUUUGUGCUGCUUUAUUUUCUGGCAUAGAAAUAUUUUUCUAUAGUGUUCAAUUUUGUUUUGGAAUACUAAUGGUUGUAAAUCAGAAAUGCUUUUUGUGCUUAAAAAUGCUAAUAAAAGUGCUAAAAACAUACACACACACAGGGUACCUUAGACUUUUGCACUGUACUCUGUUGGCAUAUUUAUAAAAGUGUGUCACUUAUAUGUAUUAUAUUGAUCAAAAUACAUAAUUAUAGUAUUAAUAUGAUGGAUUAAACAUGCAGUAACACUAACUUUACUGAAAGUGGUACGAAUAAAUAACAUAAUAUGUCAUAGUAAUGGCUUACAAGUGUAUAGUUAAGACAAAUAGGAAAGAAGUAUAAGGAAAACACAUUUAAGACUUAG
Messenger RNA from Clarias gariepinus (North African catfish), 2008 nucleotides. Its product is annotated as zinc finger protein 239-like. The transcript is spliced from 2 exons. Gene Ontology annotation, cellular component: nucleus. The record is from RefSeq and is a predicted model, not a curated record. Gene Ontology annotation, biological process: regulation of transcription by RNA polymerase II. Gene Ontology annotation, molecular function: DNA-binding transcription activator activity, RNA polymerase II-specific; RNA polymerase II cis-regulatory region sequence-specific DNA binding. Bases 150 to 1157 code for a protein of 335 amino acids. NCBI's taxonomy places the organism in Eukaryota, Metazoa, Chordata, Actinopteri, Siluriformes, Clariidae.